Messenger RNA from Pistacia vera, 1096 nucleotides. RefSeq names its product protein TIFY 10B-like. The transcript is spliced from 3 exons. NCBI's taxonomy places the organism in Eukaryota, Viridiplantae, Streptophyta, Magnoliopsida, Sapindales, Anacardiaceae. The coding region runs from base 174 to 893 and encodes 239 amino acids. The record is from RefSeq and is a predicted model, not a curated record. Gene Ontology annotation, biological process: regulation of defense response; response to wounding; regulation of jasmonic acid mediated signaling pathway. Gene Ontology annotation, cellular component: nucleus.
GAUUCGAAGAACAUGCAUCGAAACCCCCCUCUUUAAUUUCCUUUAUAUUCCAUAGCCAUUCAUUAAUCAAAGAAGCUUGAAGUUUUGGUUAUACAAAUAUAGAUAUAUAUCUGUAUUCUGUGUUCAUGUAUUGAAAGUUUUUGUUUCUUUUCAAUCUGAGAGAGAUAAUUAAUAUGAUAAGCAUGGCAAGUUCCGGCCAGAAAUCGUCGAAUUUUACUCAGACUUGCAAUCUGUUGAGCCAGUACUUGAAAGAGAAGGGGAACUUUGGAGAUUUCAGCCGCGGAAUCGCUUCAAAACCUGAAGGUAAGAAAGGGGUUGAAUUUGAAACCUCCAGGCCUCAGUCUGCAACUACCAUGAACUUGUUGCCGAACCUGGAAAAUGUUGGAGCUUCAUCUUCUUCAAGUGUCAAAGCUGCCGAUUUCUUUAACAAUAAGGCUGAAGCAACCGUGGAGAGUGGAGCUGGCUCUCAAAUGACAAUAUUUUACGCUGGAAAAGUUCAUGUGUUUAACGGUUUCUCAGCCGAGAAGGCCAAGGAAAUCAUGGCCUUAGCCACCAAAUCCGGAAGCUCCGUUAACACUACUUCCAGUAGAGCUUUUACGCCUGAUUUGAACAUCGCUACCAGUGCUUCUGAAACCAACAAUAUCGCCUCGCAGGACCGCCUGUUUCAGCACCUUAAACCUCCUCAAGCGCCCAUCACUUCCGAUUUCCCGAUAAAAAGAAGGGCGUCUCUCCACAGAUUCUUCGAAAAAAGAAAGGACAGGGUGGUGGCGAGAGCACCAUAUCAAAUAAAUGGCGCCUCUGUGGCUCCGGCUAAACCAGAAGAAAGCAGGGAGAAGCCAUGGCUGCUCGAACUUGAAGCUCAAUCGUCCAAACAGCUUGACCUCAACUUAUAGAAUAUUAUUAGUAAAAUUAAUUAAUUAAUUAAAAUUAAUCCUAACUAUUCAUGUUAAGUCUUUUGUAUUAUAGAGUUACUUAAUUAAUGUUUUGUAAUUAAUUUUUUUUAUGAUCAAUAUUUAUUCAUCGAUAUGAUGACUAUGAACCAACUUAUAUAUAUAUUUAUAUCUAAUUAUCAUUGUGCUUAACCCAUUGAAUAUUA